Ascoidea rubescens DSM 1968 is the source of this 954-nucleotide messenger RNA. RefSeq names its product type 2C protein phosphatase PTC4 (gene PTC4). The transcript is spliced from 4 exons. The record is from RefSeq and is a predicted model, not a curated record. Gene Ontology annotation, biological process: protein dephosphorylation. NCBI's taxonomy places the organism in Eukaryota, Fungi, Ascomycota, Saccharomycetes, Ascoideales, Ascoideaceae. Bases 1 to 954 code for a protein of 317 amino acids. Gene Ontology annotation, molecular function: protein serine/threonine phosphatase activity; cation binding.
AUGGGACAACUUGCAUCACAGCCAGUUACAGAAAAGACUAUCAGUAGCAAUAGUUUUAUGAAUAUGUCGUAUUCAAUUGGAUCAUGUCAAGGAUGGAGGUUAACAAUGGAAGAUGCGCAUUGUUAUUCUAUAAAGGAAGACGAAUUAAAUAUCAAAAUCUUUGGUGUAUUUGAUGGACAUGGGGGAUUUAAGUGUUCCAAAUACUUGUCACAAUAUUUGCCUCAAAUAAUAAUAAAUGAGUUCCAAACAUAUUUCCAGAAGCACUCCAACAAUAUCAAUAUAAUUCAGACAUAUUCAAAUAUAAUUAAAAAUUCGUUUUUCAAAUGUGAUUAUGAUUUAUAUAUUAAAGAUAUUAAUAGUGGAUCCACGGCUAUAUUAUUGAUUGUAAUAGAUAAUAAACAUUCAUUUAUAGUAAACACAGGGGACUCCAGGUGUAUUUUAAGCUGUUAUAAUGGAUGCAAUAAGAAUCUAUCCUAUGAUCACAAACCCAAGAAUAUAGGGGAGUUAAUCAGAAUAUCAGAUGCCGGAGGAAAUGUCAAUUCAAAUCGAGUGGAUGGAAUGUUGGCAUUAAGUAGGGCAUUUGGGGAUUUUAAUUUCAAGAAAAAAUUUAUAUUUAUGAACAAACUAAAGGAGAUUUAUAAUGAGACCCAGGUGACAGUUGAGCCAGAAAUAAUCUAUCACGAAUUAAAUUAUAGUAAGGACGAAUUUUUCAUUUUGGCGUGUGAUGGUAUAUGGGACAUUUUCAGGAACAACGAGAUUAUCAAGUUCAUCAAAAGAGAGUUGCAACAGAACAGCUCGUUGGACAAAAUCAAUGAAAAGAUCAUUGAAAAGAUCCUCAACUCCACCAAUAGCUCAAAGGGAAUCGGCUACGAUAAUAUGACACUAAUAAUAAUUGCAUUGCAUAACAACAGCAGGCUCGAGGAGUGGUAUGAAAAGAUGAAAUUGAAGGAUUAA